AUUAUCAUUCUCGUGAGUGAUGAGUGACCAGUCCCUUCUUCUUCUUCUUCAUCAGCAACCACUGUUCACUAUUCUUCUCUUCCCAUAUUAUUAUUGUAAUUCUUCCUUUUUUAUUGCUAUAUUUCCAUUUUCUAUUUCUAGUCUUUGACCUAUUUUAGUAUUAACUAAAUUUGCUUUCUUCCCUAAAAUAAAACAAUUGUUUUAUGCAAUAAACUAAUAAUGAUUUUGACUACCAAGUGGCAUGGACGAGGACAUUGGUGUGCGUCGUUUUCCUCCACUGAUAUCCCAGUGAUUAAACCCAGGAAGAAAAUUGGAGUAAUAAAAGUAGCUAAUGAGAGUUACACAGAGUCAGAGUUAAAUACAAAGAAAGCAAAUCUUUCAGCUUCAAGAAAGGAAAGGAUUCAGCUCCCAAAUUAUGGGGGUGAUAACUAUGGGGGUAAGAAACUCCAUAUUGGUGAAUUUUUAAGCCAUCCAUCUGCAAUUGAGGCCCUGCUCAAUACAAAUGCCUUAAAAAGUUUCCAAUGUCUUUGUCCCAACACUUACAGGUGCACUCUGCAAAGAGUUAAACUUUUGAACUUUGAAGCAGCCCCAGUGCUGGACUUGCGAGUAACCCCAACAAAUGAAGACUGUACAGUUGAAAUGCUUUCUUGUAAGUUUGAGGGUUCAAAAAUCAUGGAACACCAAAAUAACCAUUUUACAGCAUUCAUGAGAAAUCGCUUGUCAUGGGACACAAAUGAUGCAGAUUCAUUUUUGGAGGUUGACGUCAAGUUGAAUCUCAUUCUUGAGAUUUACACACGCCCUUUUACCAUGAUGCCAGUAUCAGCCGUUGAGCGUCCUGGAAACUUAAUGCUACAAGCUUUAUUGGAUAGGCUGGUACCGUUGCUCUUGCAACAACUGCUACAAGAUUAUUGUAAAUGGGUUCAUCAACAGUUAGAUCCUGUUCCAUGAAUUAAAUGUGUCUUCCAUUUUUCUGUGCAUGAAUGAAUUUGAGCCUUUUGAGUCCGCUUAAAACUGCAAAAAAAAAGUAUUGUAUUAUAUUGUAAUUUAUUUUAAUUCUAAUCUUGCAAUGUUGUAUUGUGUUUCAAUCUUAUGUUUAAUUGCGUUAUGGUCA
Humulus lupulus (European hop) is the source of this 1111-nucleotide messenger RNA. RefSeq lists its product as uncharacterized. NCBI's taxonomy places the organism in Eukaryota, Viridiplantae, Streptophyta, Magnoliopsida, Rosales, Cannabaceae. The transcript has 7 exons. Bases 220 to 948 code for a protein of 242 amino acids. The record is from RefSeq and is a predicted model, not a curated record.